Molecule: messenger RNA, 2744 nt
Organism: Sipha flava (yellow sugarcane aphid)
Lineage: Eukaryota; Metazoa; Arthropoda; Insecta; Hemiptera; Aphididae
Product: 4-coumarate--CoA ligase 3-like
Exons: 8
Coding region: 683-2470 (595 amino acids)
Biological process (GO): long-chain fatty acid metabolic process; fatty-acyl-CoA biosynthetic process
Molecular function (GO): long-chain fatty acid-CoA ligase activity
Source: RefSeq, a predicted model, not a curated record
AACAACACGCCCCGUCCGAGAUUUGGUUGCGACAAGGUUUGCGAUCCAGCAUCGAUGAAAAAUUCGACCGCCUCAUGCCUGCGAUAAUGACCUGGUGAUGUAGUGUUCGCGUUGUUGCCACGCGUAAACAACAACAACAACCGUUCGACGUCGACGUAGCGGCCAACACGCGUUUCAAUGCGCGCGCGACCGCUCCGUAUACACCGCGUGGUCCGGACGGUCGACCGGACGACGGUGAGCGUGCGGUACACGGUACAAUGCAAUACGCGCCGUACGCGGAACUUGCCGCCUGCCGUUCGGUCGGUCGUGAAAUGUGCGGCGGCGGUGGCCGACAACGUGUUGCAUGUUUACGUGCGUGACCCACGAUAUUGUGUUCGUCAGUCGCUGCCAAACAUUUCACGGUCCCAGUCGUUUCCCGUCCGUCCGCCGGUGCAGCGACGUGCGUCUGUAUUUUCCCGAUUCUCUCCGCUCGUCCGUUUACCGACGUCCGCCCACGCUCGCGCUAUUAUUUAAUUUCCCGGUCAAUCGGUAGCAAACCGACCCCGACGAAGGUGCCGGCGAACGCGUUUCAUACACUCCACCGAAACCGGUACGGGGACAAAGAGUCCGUUGCACACCACCGGUGCAACAAUAGCCUUGCCGUCUCGAUAGGCGCACCAACUCCAACGCAUCGACCCGCGGCAUGGACCGACUGAGAGUGAUGAGCGGCGCCCGUCGCAUGUUCAACGGGCCACUGCGCAAGUGUCCCAAAGCGGCAGGCCACCGUGCCACUGCGCAGUCGUCGCGAUGCGCCACGUUGCGCGUGUACAGCAGCGAUGCCGCCGGGGCCUCCGGGUCCAUAAUCCUCGACUCUCCGUUCGGCACCGUCAAGCCUAUGGACCUCACGUUGCACGACUACAUCUGGAGGAACGUUGAGAAGUGGGAGGACAAGCCGAUGAUCACAUGUGGUAGUAGUGGCAGGUCAUACACAUACGGCGAAGGUCGCAUGAUUUGCAAAUUAUUCGCUAGUACACUUAUAACAAAAUUUGGUUUGAAAAAAGGUGACGUUGUGGGGUUAUUGUUGCCGAAUAUGCCAGAAUACGUUUUUGCAAUUCACGGGGCUCUUGAGGCAGGACUAGUCGUAACAUUUGUUAAUCCACUUUACACUGCUAUGGAGGUAAAGCGGCAGUUCGAAAACGCAGGAGUAAAACUUUGCAUGACAAUAUCUUUAUUACUCCCGGUUAUUCAUGAAGUAUCUCCUAAUUUGAAAGAUUAUGUCGGUACUAUCGUAUUUGGAGGUGAAGAAGUUGCGAAUGCAAAAGCCCGCGUAUAUGAUUUCAAAACCAUAGUUUCGGAACAAAAACCCAAUAAAAUACCUCAGUCAUUUGCACACGAAGUUGCCUUAUUGCCUUACUCAAGUGGUACCACGGGCCUCCCAAAAGGUGUCAUGUUAACCCAUAGUAACUGUGCUAUAAAUUUAGAACAGUGUAAUCACGAACAAAUUAUCAGUUAUUUGCCAACAACUGAUACAUACCAAGAAAGGGUUUUGAGUGUUCUUCCAUUCUUCCAUAUUUACGGUUUCAAUGGGAUAUUAAAUGGAGUUUUAUCACAUGGUCUUCAUAUUAUAACUAUACCAAAAUUCACUCCAGAAUCAUAUAUAGAAUGUGUACUUAAAUAUAAGCCAACUUUUCUGUUUGUGGUGCCUUCAUUAUUAUUGUUCCUAGCCUCUCAUCCGGCUGUAAAAAAAGAACAUUUAAGUUCAAUCAAAGAAAUCACUUGCGGUGCUGCGCCAGCAUCAAAGGCUUUAAUUGACAAUUUUCUAGAAAAAGCUCAAAAAGACAUUAAUAUUAGACAAGGUUAUGGAAUGACUGAGUCUUCUCCAGUGACUUUAUAUACUAGGAAUCCUUUGCCUGCAGAUAAAACAGGUAGUGCAGGACAACUUGUACGAGGUACUCAAGCCAGAGUGGUUAGUUUGACUGAUGGUAAUGACUUAGGUCCAAAUAAAUCUGGAGAGCUAUUAGUCAAAGGACCUCAAAUUAUGGCAGGAUAUCUUAAUAAUGAAAAAGCAACUAAAGAAACUUUAGAUGAAGAUGGUUGGUUACACACAGGUGAUGUUGUAUAUUAUGAUGAUGAUGAGUACUUUUACGUCGUUGAUAGGACAAAAGAAUUAAUAAAAGUUAAAGGAAAUCAAGUAUCUCCAACCGAAUUAGAAAAUUUAAUUAUUCAACUGAAGGAGGUUGCUGAUGUGGCCGUUGUAGGUAUACCAGAUGUGUUGUCCGGAGAAAUACCUAGAGCUUUUAUUGUAAAGAAACCUGGUAUGGACAUCAAUGAAAAAACUAUAAUGAGCCACGUAGAACGCAAUGUCGUGGCAUACAAAAGAUUAGCUGGUGGCGUAAAAUUCUUAGAUGUGAUUCCGCGUAAUCCAUCAGGCAAAGUAUUGAGAAAUGAACUUAAAGUGUUUGGAAAUAAUCCAAGCGAACAAAAACAAUAACUGAUUUUAAUCGAAAAAAUAUGUAACUAAAACGAUACAUACAUAUUUUGUAUAAUUAUUUAUGUAGGUAAAUACUGAUUUAUAUACUUAAUAAAUUAUACUAUCAUAGUGAACAACGAAAUCAUUUCGUUUCAAGAAUUUGCAAGUAUUUGACAAAUUGAAAUAAGAACAAAAUUAUUUAUUCAACCAUAUAAAAUAAAAAGAGUUACUUUUUGAUGAAGUUUAUUUGAUGUAUUCCUAUACUACAAAAUUAGUGAAUUUUAAUUAGUCAACU